Messenger RNA from Suillus fuscotomentosus, 1886 nucleotides. Its product is annotated as FAD binding domain-containing protein. Bases 154 to 1791 code for a protein of 545 amino acids. NCBI's taxonomy places the organism in Eukaryota, Fungi, Basidiomycota, Agaricomycetes, Boletales, Suillaceae. The record is from RefSeq and is a predicted model, not a curated record. Gene Ontology annotation, molecular function: FAD binding. The transcript is spliced from 13 exons.
UGAGUGCCGUAUGUACAAGAGUAACGUCAAGAGUCAUAUCGAAUGACUCGAAUCGUCGUUGAUGGCCCUAUCAUGAUGUUAUAAGGACCUGCCGAUCCAAAUCCUUGGAAUUCAUACUAACCAAUCCUCCUGCCAGUAUCUCGAGCGCUAUAAAUGACUUCUGUUCAUCCUCCCGUACUAGUGGUUGGUGCUGGGCCAGUGGGUCUGGUAGCAGCGUUGACGCUCCUUCAAAACGGUAUCCCGGUCCGCAUCAUCGAUAAAGACCACCACCCCCGCAUCGGACAGCGUGGUGUUGGAACAUGGCCACGCUCCCUCGAAGUCUACAACUUUCUGGACGUUUCAGAAGUCAAUAGCCUGGGAAAAUCACCCCCUCCCCUCCGUUCGUACAAGCCUGGGACGUUGGAACCUUUGAAAGACUCAUCGAUGGACCCGCAUAUGGAACCUAGUCCAGCAAUACCAUUCCAUGGCCCUAAAUUGAUGGGUCAACAGCUCCUAGAUGUGGUUCUGCGACGCCAUCUAGAGAAAUUUUCUUGUUCUGUUGAGAUGGGCACCGAACUGUGCUCAUUCGAACAGUGCGACGAGGGUGUCACUGCUAUUCUAGCAAAGAACGGCAUAUCAGAGACUUUUGAUACAAAGUGGAUCAUCGGCGCUGAUGGUGCUAAAAGCGUCGUGCGCAAGCAACUUGGACUCACAUUUCUGGGUGAGACUAGAGACGAUAUCCGGAUUGUGACUGGGGAUAUCCGUUUGACGGGCGUUGGCCUCGAUAGAGUGCAUUGGCACCGGUUUGGAAACUUUAAUGAACGAGGCCUCUCAUUGCGUGCAACAGAUGAAAUUGCCGAGGAUGGCUGGCAAUAUUUCCUUUACGGCAGCGAACUAGAUCUCACGAAGAUAGCUGAGAGCGAAGAGCUUGUCUUUGAAACCAUCGCGUUGUUAAUACCAACGGAGAUUACAUUCGAAAAGGUGGUCUGGAUGAGCGACUUCCGGGCUAAUAUCCGGAUGGUGAAUAAGUUCAGCGAGGGUCGAGUGUUCGUUGCGGGUGAUGCUGCUCAUGUUCACAGCCCAACGGGCGGUCAGGGACUCAAUUCAGGUGUACAAGAUGCAUUCAAUCUAGGAUGGAAGCUUGCGCUCGUCCAGAAAGGGCUCGCCGACAAAUCUCUUCUCGAGACAUACAGCGCCGAACGUCUGCCUGUGAUCUCCGAGAUGCUCGAGGUGACCACCUCGAUUCUCGACAAGGCAACAGCGUCUGGGGACCUAUCGGCCGGACGAAGUCCCGUCCUUUACAUGCUCGGCAUCAACUGCCGAUUCAGCAUUAUCGUACUCGAUGAAUUUGUUACUUCAGUUGAGAGGAAGCCUAUCGGCGCAUAUGGUGUGCUUGAUGAGGGGCAUCUGGAAGCUGGGGAUAGGGCGCCUGAUGCGCCCAAUAUGUUGCAGGUGGGGGGCGCAGAGCUCAACACAACGACGCUUUUCGGUCUGUACAGACCUUGGUACCACACAAUGCUUGUAUUUGCGCCGAGCCUCGCUGAUGCUACCUCGAUCUUGGGUGCACUGGAGGUAUACGACAAAAGUGUCGUACGAUCGGCAGUCGUUCUGCCAUCAUCGGCAUCAGUGACGCCUGUCGCAUCUCCUGACCUCGUUCUUGUUGAUCGGGAGGGCUAUGCUUAUUCGGCUUAUCUCGUGGAAGCUGGCCAGACGAAAGUGUUUGUGAUACGGCCGGAUGGAGUGAUUGGGGCGAUAGUUCAUGGUACAGAAGGUGUGAAGAAGUAUUUCUCAAAAAUAUUUUUGGAUGCGUAGUGGUCGGGAUAUUCGUUCAUUACUUACAAAUUUUACGAGCACAGCUCAUUUCUGUAUACCUCCGAGUCAUGCAAUGUAGUAUCUCAUAUUUGUAA